AUGUGUCCUAGUCACCACCAUUCAGUAAGAAUUGGGGAAGUUUUAAUUACAGACGGCUUGUCGCCCAAUGAAAUCCUUUCAAACGGGACGACGAAAGAACAACAAGCAGUACAACAGUACAAUAGUAAUAAUAGUAAUAGCGCUAACGUUAAUAACAAAAAUCAAUGCGAGUGUAACAAUUCUAAUGAUAGUAAUAAGAAAUUGCUAUAUCAUAAAUUCAAUGAUAAUGAUGAAAUCGAUGAUGAUAAUAUAAACGUGUUACCGUCACAAGGUACUUGUGAUUCAUUGAAUUCAAUAGUUCUAGAGGAAGGCGUGCAGAAGAAACGGAAUGGCGAGGAUAACACCUCGAUAUCGAUGUCACAUUCGCCAUCCGUUUCGGUGUCCGUGUCAUCAUCAACGAUAAAUUCAUGUUCAGGCUGUGGCAGACUUCCAACAACCACUUCACCUUCGCCAUCUGACCAAGAGUUUAAUCUUGAUGCAUCCAUAAAGAGAUCUAUGUACCGAACUAAAGAUAGUUACAGUAGCACCAAUAAUAGCAGUAGUAAUAAUAGUUUCAAUAGUACUAAGAGUAGCGUUUCAGCCGUUGUAAAUAAUAAUGUAGACGAUUCACUAACAAUAAUAAGCAACAAUCGUGAUGCAAGUAUUAAGUUAGACGAACUAAGUCAAAGAAGCUAUUCAAUAUCGACUAGUGAUAACGGUGUUUUGGAUGAUGAUCUUGAAGUUGAGAAUCCUACAAACAACCCUGAGGUAGCUCACGUUGUGGAGCAUGAAAUAUGUGAUGAACGUAGAUCAAAGAGUUCUUUAGCGAAAAGGCGACGUAGAGCGGGCAAUCAUAAUGAACGCAGCGAUAGUAGAAGAUACGCGAGAAGCAGUAGUAGUAGUAGCAGCAGUAGUGGUAAUACAUUGCAUAGUAACCAUAGCCAUAAGAGUGAUACUCAUCGGGAAGUUCACCCCUGUAGCGAGGAUCGUAGCCAUCUAGGUGGAAGCCAAAUUCCACUUUACAGUGAAUGUAAUUGUAGUCAUUAUCAUAGUAAUCAUCAAAAAGAUCAUUCAGACACGCCUGAAUCUGCAUUAAUUCCACGACCGCAAACUAGCGGUUGCCAAUGUAGCUAUUAUUCAGCAACGUGUUCCACUAAACCAUCAUCGUGUAGUUGCUGCUCAACGUGUCAUUGUUCAGACAAUCGCUGUUGUGGAUGUGGCUGUGAUAAAUCUAUUCAUCAUAAAAUCCACCCGGAUUCAGAGUGCAGUGCAUCAUCAGUCGACUUCGGUGAUGACGACGAUGUCGAUGACGAAGGACCAAAACAAUCAUUGUCUCAUAACACUUCCUCCUCUUCAACUUCCAUAGCGUCAUCAGCGCCACUUUCAGUUGCUUCCAAUUUAUCAUCAAUCUCAUCCAUUCAUUCAUCAUCACGGCCACAAAACGAAACACACCUUAGUAAUGAUAGCAAAUACAAACACAAGAAUCAUAUCAAAACCAUCUUAUGA
Hermetia illucens (black soldier fly) is the source of this 1485-nucleotide messenger RNA. RefSeq lists its product as uncharacterized. The record is from RefSeq and is a predicted model, not a curated record. The coding region runs from base 1 to 1485 and encodes 494 amino acids. Lineage: Eukaryota; Metazoa; Arthropoda; Insecta; Diptera; Stratiomyidae. The transcript has a single exon.